Molecule: messenger RNA, 597 nt
Organism: Didymodactylos carnosus
Lineage: Eukaryota; Metazoa; Rotifera; Eurotatoria; Philodinida; Philodinidae
Source: the annotation of a GenBank genome assembly
AUGUUCAAAACUCGUCCGGUUAUUAUGCUUAUUUUGAGAAAUAUGAUGAAUUUAGAUGUUGGAUUACAAAAGGAAAAUGAUUGCUGGUGUAUUAAAAGAACUAAAGAAACCCGUAGACUUAGUACAGUUGAAUUAAGCGAAGUACUCGAUUUCAAAGAAGAAAAAGCCUUUUUCUUAAUGUUGACAGCCUUUAAUAAAAAUUCUUUUUAUAACAAUAACAAAGAAUUGUUUCAAAAGUCAACAACAAAUGUAUCGAGUAUUGGGCAAGUAUGGGUUAACGAAGAUUCCCAUAAUAUUGGUAAAGGGAAGACAAAUUAUGCCCCUAACUGUCAUUCUACUCUGCAAAAUGUGGCUACAUUCAUGGUACCGAAUAACGCUCCCGAUGUUCUCGAUGAUAUAUUCCAUAAUAAAAAAGAUUCAAAAACUUGUGUAUUAGAUCAACAAUUUGUAACCGUACUUGAAGCCGCAGGAGAAUCGUGCAGAAACGCAGAUUCGUGGACCACUAGACAUCGCUUCACAGCAGCACGACGCCAUGCACUGCAAUACGGAGUAGGGAAAAAAAUUCAACGUAAAUCUGAGCCAAUGCAACGUUAUUAG